UCCAUUGCUCACUCAACCAAAUCAUCACUCCAAAAACCAAAGCUUUCAACUUUGUAGAGAGAGAAGGCCAAAACCAGAGUUCUAGAGAGAGAGAGAGAGAGAGAGAGAGAAAACAGAGAAAUGGAAGGGAAAGAAGAAGAUGUGAAGCUGGGAGCCAACAAAUUCUCAGAGAGGCAGCCCAUAGGGACAUCUGCACAGACAGACAAGGACUACAAGGAGCCACCACCAGCACCUCUGUUUGAGCCUGGUGAGCUCAAGUCCUGGUCUUUUUGGAGGGCUGGAAUUGCUGAGUUCAUUGCCACCUUCUUGUUCCUCUACAUCACUGUCUUGACUGUCAUGGGUGUUUCUAGAUCUCCCAGCAAGUGUACUACUGUGGGUAUUCAGGGAAUUGCUUGGGCCUUUGGUGGUAGCAUCUUUGCCCUUGUUUACUGCACUGCUGGUAUCUCAGGUGGUCACAUAAACCCAGCUGUGACAUUUGGUCUCUUCCUAGCAAGGAAGCUCUCCCUGACCAGAGCUGUAUUCUAUAUAGUCAUGCAAACCCUAGGGGCAAUUGCUGGUGCUGGGGUGGUGAAGGGGUUCCAAAAGAACCAGUAUGAGUUGCGGGGAGGUGGAGCUAAUGUGGUGAACCAUGGCUAUACCAAGGGUGACGGCCUUGGUGCUGAGAUUGUUGGCACUUUCGUUCUUGUGUACACUGUUUUCUCUGCCACUGAUGCCAAGAGAAAUGCUAGAGACUCUCAUGUCCCUAUCUUGGCUCCACUUCCCAUCGGGUUUGCAGUGUUCUUGGUGCACUUGGCAACCAUCCCCAUCACCGGAACCGGCAUCAACCCUGCUAGGAGCCUUGGGGCUGCCAUCAUCUACAACAAGGACCAUGCAUGGAAUGAUCAUUGGAUCUUCUGGGUGGGACCAUUCAUUGGAGCUGCACUUGCUGCACUCUACCAUCAGAUAGUCAUCAGAGCCAUCCCAUUCAAGACCAGGGAUUGAGAAGUUGUCUUGUGUCUCGCCGUUCAGCCUUGUGUCUUAUGCAGCAACGAUUAUAUUAUUGCUUUCACUAUGUUCAGAUGUGGAGAGUGGAAUAUUUGGGGUGUUAUUGUGCAUAAGUUAUUUGCCUUGUUACAUUAAUGGAGAGCUUUAUUUAAUUUAUACUUUC
Molecule: messenger RNA, 1147 nt
Organism: Prunus avium (sweet cherry)
Lineage: Eukaryota; Viridiplantae; Streptophyta; Magnoliopsida; Rosales; Rosaceae
Product: aquaporin PIP1-3
Biological process (GO): transmembrane transport
Cellular component (GO): membrane
Molecular function (GO): channel activity
Source: RefSeq, a predicted model, not a curated record